Molecule: messenger RNA, 4255 nt
Organism: Blastomyces gilchristii SLH14081
Lineage: Eukaryota; Fungi; Ascomycota; Eurotiomycetes; Onygenales; Ajellomycetaceae
Product: 26S proteasome regulatory subunit rpn-8
Exons: 3
Coding region: 827-1921 (364 amino acids)
Biological process (GO): proteasome-mediated ubiquitin-dependent protein catabolic process
Cellular component (GO): proteasome regulatory particle; proteasome complex
Molecular function (GO): protein binding; metallopeptidase activity
Source: RefSeq, a predicted model, not a curated record
CACCGGGAGAAGUGAGUGAGGUUGUUGGGAUGGGAAACGAAACGAACGAACCAGCGAACCAGCGACGGCAAAACCACAGCUUUCUUUCCUUCUCGCAGUUCCCACACGGCCGAGGUGCGCUUCAGGCGUCUUAUUAUUUACUUUUUUCCUGCCAGCCAUCAAGCCAGCUAAACUUAUUCCAAGGGACGCCGGUUCUAUAGGCCCAUUGCCAGGCACCAACAAACCCCCCCAACAGGCGGACCAGGCAACCCGGCAGAUCCACCCUCGCGCGACAUUAUUGCCGAAGAUCUGGUCAAUGCCUCUGUAACCUUUUUGAAUCCAGUAGUAACGUUAUUUCUUUGCGCUCGGCUGGAGGAGAGCUGAAGCACCAAAAAGGGGAAAGACUGAGCGGAUUGGGUCUGUUCUAUGUAAUUUUUUUUUAAGGCAAAUACUGAUAUAGUUAUAUAUAUAUAUAUAUACAUGCUUCCCUUGACACGCUCGUUCUACUCAAAAUAGGUUUCCCGUAUUAUCUCACCUCCAUUUAUCUAUCUACCAUUGUAGAUUAUUUCUACGGCAAUAUUCAACCAACUUCAAGCUGCGAUCUUUUUUCCCGAGCCCUCGUCAGCCACAUUGUAUUGAUCCCCCAACCAGCCACAGCCUGGUUAGUCAGCAUCACCGGGUUGCUCCCCCCAGCUUCAACGAAUCCGACGCAUUGAAAGCUGCACAGCACAGCUAUUUCACCACCACUUCAACCUAACUCCUCCCACGACCGUAUCUCUCAACUCUUGUUCCCCUCGUUUCUUCCCGCUGCUGGACUGUCCGUAUACCCCUCUCUCUCUAACCCAGCAUGCCUGCCACCACUGCAGACACCUUGUCCAUGGUGACACGAACUGUCUCUGUCGCCCCGUUAGUCCUCCUCUCUGUCGCAGAUCAUUACGGACGCUCAGCCAAGGGAACGAGACGGCGGGUAGUUGGAGUACUGCUGGGCCAAAACGAUGGCAAGAAUGUCAGGGUUUCGAACAGCUUUGCUGUACCCUUCGAGGAAGAUGACAAGGAUCCCUCCGUCUGGUUCCUAGACCACAAUUUCGUCGAGUCGAUGAAUGAUAUGUUCAAGAAGAUCAAUGCUCGUGAAAAGCUCAUUGGAUGGUACCACUCCGGUCCCAAACUCAGAGCCGCUGAUCUGGAGAUAAAUGAGCUCUUCAAGAGAUACACACCAAAUCCCCUACUAGUAAUCAUCGACGUGCAACCAAAAGAGGUUGGCGUACCUACGGAUGCCUACUUUGCUGUUGAGGAAAUCAAAGAUGACGGCACCACCACAUCGAAAACUUUUGUUCAUACCCCUUCCAUAAUCGAAGCCGAAGAAGCAGAAGAGAUUGGCGUUGAACACCUCCUUAGGGAUAUAAGAGACGUUGCUGUCGGCACUCUCUCCACCCGCAUAACUUCCCAACUACAAUCAUUACAAGGCCUCCAUCUCCGGCUCCGAGACAUCGGGCAAUAUUUACAAAAAGUGCUAGACGGCGACCUGCCCGUCAACCACGCCAUUCUCGGAAACCUCCAGGACGUCUUCAACCUUCUCCCCAAUCUUUCCACCCCCAAGGCAAACAACACGCAAGUAAACGGAACGGAACAGCCACAGACCGAAAACACGGAGCUUGCACGCGCCAUGAGCAUCAAGACCAACGACCAACUUAUGGCCAUCUACCUCAGCAGUUUGAUCAGAGCCAUUACUGCCUUCCACGACCUUAUCGAGAACAAGAUUCAGAACCGCCAGCAGCAGGAGGAGCAAGACGCCAAGAAAGAAGAAGAAAAGAAUGGCCCCAUGACGAAUACCAACGGCAAUAAUAACACCAAUAAUACCAAAAACUCCAAGUCACCGCCUGGCAACAACGAUUCUAAGGAGGAGCAAGAGGGCGCGAAGGAUAAGGGGAAAAAGAAGGGAUGAUUUCGUUACUUUCCCCUCCCCCUCCCUUCUAUGCUCAUUGCUACAUCGCUCUUCUUUUCUUAAAAUCUAUCACGCCCUAUCAUGUCCCCUCCCCUUUUCCCUCCAUCACCUUCCGCUUUCUCCCUUGUGGUUCGCUAAUUCUAGCUCCCUUCCCGUCCCCAUCCAUGCCCUUGAUACCUUCUGUCAAGCAGCAUGAUAUCUAUUCAUGUAAAAUUUAAACGUCAUGAAAUAAAUUAGAGUCUAUACUCCUUGGCCACACCCUGUUUCUCCCCUUCCAUAUACCUAAUCUCUCUUUGCAGCGGGUUGUGACUGAGUGAAGGCAACAGUCUAUAUAGAUGUGCCGUAUGAUGAUGAAAGUGGACAUCGUUUGGUUUGGGUUAGCAAGAUAGAAAGCUUGGAGCGGGUAUGAAGGACGGCUUCUUUUCCUGCUCUUCUAUUUCUGAUGACACACAGAAAAGUCUUUUCAAAGUAAUGCAGCUGGUGGUUGUAACCAACUGAAUGGAGAUUUGGCCCUGCGCUGGCCUUUUUUUUUCGGUGUGCGGUUUAAUUUUCAUGUGAUGGGAUGAUAUAUAUCUAUGGACAGCUAGGUACGGUACACUGGUCCACCCUCGUUUAGUAGAACAAAAUACAGCGCUAGGGAAUAACCGGUGAUCAUAAUAACCCGACGGGCCAUAGCUAUUUGUAUGUACAUACAAUACAAUCUGCCACAGGACAGCCUACCCUUUAAGCUGCUCGCUCAAGCGGACCCUUACCCCGUAACACCCUGUAGAAAUGCAAUAUCAUGGAUAUGUUGUCAUGAACCUCCAACCAAACACUGUCAGCUACUGGGACAGAAGAGCUCAAUCACCACUAGUUAACACUGGAGGAAGAGGGGCUGGAAUACACAUAGGAGAGCUAGCCUCGGUUGACAAAAACACAACUGAUAACGCUGAUUUAUGCUGAUCUACAAGGAGAUGAAGGAAAAAGCGGGGGAGGAGGGAGAUGGAGAGAAACAAGAACAAGAACAAGAACAAGAAGAAAAGCCAACCCCAACCCCCCUUCUCCCCUCCAUUAAAAUCAAGAACCCAAGACUGCAUACGGAGUAGUUUAAACCAGAGCAAACCUCCCAGCCAUAACCUCUUCCCGCUCCCUUUCCCGACCACCACCACGACCAUCAUCACCAUCACCACCACCACCACCCAUAUAAACCCUCCCAACCCCACGACCAAACAACGCCGGACACUGGUUCGCCAACAAGCAGGCGAGGAGGUGCUUGCACACGGGCGUAUUCUUCAUCGAGUCUCUGGUUAGCGUGCCGCCAAAUGGGAAGGCAGGUGUAGGUGUUGAUGUUGAUGUUGAUGUUGAUGUUGAGGAUGGAGGGUUAUUUCUCCCGUCGUGUUUUUCUACCUCUUCUCCUUCUUCCUGGUCACUAUUUUCCGCCCCCGUUGUGGUCCUUGUAGCAGUAGCAGUAGCAGUGGUGUGCUCGGGAGAAUCAGAAUCAGAAUCAGAAUCAGAAUCCAAGUAUCGAAAUGCGGCCAUGCUAAAGGCGGGACAGGAGCAGUUCCAGGCGUUUAGGCAGACGAGGUGGGGGGGUUUGGUUUUAGAGGUGGGGUUAUUAUUCUUAUUGGCAUUAUUGGCAUUAUUGGUAUUUGGUCUGGUUGUAUUCAUCAUGCUCGAAGAUGAGGAUAAAGAGUUGACAAAGUAUAUCCCCCCGUCUGUAUUUCCUCCUCGUCUAUAUUGCUGCUGCUGCUGCUGCUGCUGUUGCUCUGCUUCUCCUGCCCCCUGUCCUCGAUCAUACACAUCCUCGUCAUAGUCAUCGCCAUAUUCAUAUUCAUAUCUUUUUAUCCCCCUCCGGUCUAGGAUAUCCAGAGCCAGGAGCAGUUCGUUGGGGAAGAGGCAAUGUAGAGUUAGGAGGAGGGGUUUUACUUUUGAGAGGACGGGGGCAGGGAGUUGGGUGAGCGGGUUGUUGUUAUUAUCAUGUGUUUCUGUGGGAGGAGGGUUGUUCUGAUGUUGACGCUGCGUAUUGUUGUUGUUAUUCUGGUCUGGAGGUGGUGCUGCUACCGCGCUUGAGGGUGGUGGUGGUGGAUGGAAUUUGGACAGCUGGUAGAUUACUGAGGUGAUGAUUUGAGGGGUGUUUGGGAGGGGGUUUCCCAUUGUUUUGUCCUUUGAAAAGGAAGCUGAAGCUGGAGAUAUAUUGGAAAUUGUUAUCUGAGGGGGUGAUUGUGCUUGUUCAUGUUCUCUUUAUGUCUACUGUGAGGUUUUCAAGUUGUGAGUGAGAUGUAUAAAAGCUCCACUGGCGGGCCCCUUAAAAACAUUGAUGUUCAGCACUGAAAAAGAAACUUUGCUAUUUAUUUA